Molecule: messenger RNA, 2204 nt
Organism: Seriola aureovittata
Lineage: Eukaryota; Metazoa; Chordata; Actinopteri; Carangiformes; Carangidae
Product: T-cell-specific surface glycoprotein CD28-like
Exons: 5
Coding region: 184-768 (194 amino acids)
Biological process (GO): T cell receptor signaling pathway; regulation of T cell proliferation
Cellular component (GO): external side of plasma membrane
Source: RefSeq, a predicted model, not a curated record
AUUCAAACAAAGUCACACAAUUACAUUUACGUAUUAUAAAAUAUUUGAACAACACAGAUGGUCCUGCUGCAGCGACGGUCGUCAGGGUAGCAACAAUCCCCCAUUGGAGGAGAAGAAAAACCUUCCAUCGUACAGGCUACUAUCACACAUCGACGAGUAGCAGCAGCCGGUCAGGAGGACAAGAUGAGGCUGGGGGUCCUGUGGAUGCUGAUGGUGUGUUUGAGUGAUGGACAAGUCAUGAGGUGCCCAGUUCAGCAAACCAUCUCAGUGCCAAAACUCAGUAAAGUAGCCAUCUCCUGUCCGUCUAUGGAGGCCGCCAGCUUGAAGCUUAAGUACCAGCUCCUCUUUAAUGACAGCUGCGUCUCCAAAAUACUUCUGGAUAAGCACUAUGAUCCUCCAGAGUGCCCGUUGUCUGGUCAGUUUGAAGUCACAGCCACCAAAAGUGGAGUUUACAUCUGCAAGAGGGAAGUGAUUUACCCUCCACCAUUCAUAGAGGACUGUCACACCACUGAAGUCAAAGUGGAUGAAAAGCAGUCUAUGCCAGCAAUCAAUGCCACUGGCCCAGCAACCAAUCAGAGCUGUUCAGAGAGGUCUCCAUUAAUCCCAGAGUUGGCGAUGUGGGUGGGAUGUGGUGUUUUAUUGGUCUACAGCCUGUCAAUCACCUGCAUUACCAUUGUUAUUUGGAGGAAGCUGAAGAGAGAUGACGACGAUACAAACGUGUAUAUCAACACCAGACCUUCAGAGCUCAGGAAACCCCACAAAGUUUAACAGUAAUUUAUGGCAAUUACAAGGAGCUCUCACAGCUAUUAAAGCUAAAUAUUUUAAUAUCACUCUUAUUUUACUUACUCUUUAAACUGAACAAAGACAUCAAACUAAAUGAAGAAAUAACGUAUUAGAAGUAGGGCUCCUGCAGCAGCUAGCAAUUUGUUGCAGUAAACAGAGAUCCUAAGCACUUGUGUGAAAUACGAAAAAACUGACACAAUCUCUUGAAUGUGUCAGAAUACUUAUGAAACACAAGGGUAUACAGAAUCUAUAAAAGCAACAUAACACAAUAGGAGAAGAAAACACCUCUAAGAGCUAGACAAAGGCAACUGCUUGAGGUUCUUGAGGACGUUUCCUCUCACAUCUAAAAGGCCUCUUCAGUUCUAACUGAUGACUGAGGAGUAUCAGGCAUUUAACUUUUGGUUGGGUCAUUAACACUUUGAGAGUUGUCGAGGUCACAUGUGAUUCGUUGAACCCUCCGACAGCUAUCAUGUGAAUUGUGAGUGUCACUUGAAUCAUGGUGUGGAUAGAUGUUAAGCUGCAAGGGACUGGGGAGUGAUCUCAAGUAAUAACUCCCCACUUGUCAAGUGCAGCUGUCUUCAUGCAGCUCUUACAGAUACCAAGACUGAGAUGACUGAGAAUCUUCACAGACAAGAUGAAACAGGAUUUACACAUAAUGUACCAUAAAAAAGUCAGAUGCAAUAUAUCAUUCAUGGCCAGAACACUUGUAUUGGUAUUAUUUCAAAUACAAUUGUCUUCGCAAUUAAUCAAACUAUUUUACAUUUUUUGUGUGUAAGCUUGUAAUAUUUGUGAUAAGUACAUUUCUUCUGCAUUUUUUUUCUCUAUGUCAAUAAGAAUUUUUUUGUGUGUUUUGCAAUGGGUGUAUUAUGUAAAUGUGGUCUGAAGGUAGAGAAUAAACGUCAGCGUCCAUCCAUCUGGUUUCUACACCUACUUAUCCUGUUCAGGAUCCUGGUCGGCUGGAGUCAAUCUCAGCUCGGUUACACUGCACACAUCUCCUGUCUAUCACAAUUCAAAUUAACUGAUCAUUUUUUAUGUUAAUCACUCUACUAAGGUUAUUGAAACAGAUCUCACCUCAUGUUUUUGGGAUUCAAACUAAAAACAAAAAAACUGUGACACUUUAAAACCAAAUCUGAUCAACAACCAAAUGUUUUCUGUUGUGGCUCCUGGGACCAGUAUUCCUCCUCCAGACCAGUUCAUAGUUUGACAUGUCCUUCCAGUUGACUCUGACUAUUUUCACCACAGAGCUACUUGCUCUGCAUGUAAACCUAAGAUAUUAUUAAUAAAACUGAAGAUGCCACUUAACAUUGUGUAGAGAUAAUUAAAUCUUACACUGUAUGAAAAUGUACAUUUUGCUAGUCUUUUAUUGUGAUCAUUUUUUAUCAUUUUACGUUUAAAAAAUAAAAAUAUAAUCUUUCAUAAGA